This is a messenger RNA of Vitrella brassicaformis, 1671 nucleotides long. The record is from the annotation of a GenBank genome assembly. NCBI's taxonomy places the organism in Eukaryota, Vitrellaceae.
CGAGAAGGAAAGCACAAAACCAUGUCGAAAGUGUGCACAGACAUCAGCACCACCUACCCACCUUCGGCAAGAAACGCCAUCGCCCCGAAUCCCUUCAUCGCAUGGGCGCUGACCACAUUUCGUGCUGUCGAAGAGCCGCAGAAGACCGCGGAGGGCGGCGGAAAGGCGCGCCUGAUCUCGAUACCAGGCGAGCAGACACACCUGCGCCUCUGAUCAUUGCCAGAUCUGGCUGACUAAUGUCUGCUGUGUGUUGCGUGUUGCAGUGUCUCAUUUCACCGAGAAGGUGCGGUGGGCUCUCGACCUGAGUGGAGAUGACUACGUUGAGGACGCCCACCCGCCCGGCAUGCACGCGCACUACACACUCGAGGCCACCAAAGGUGAGUGAGCGCGAGGGUGGGUGAACGGACACAACCGACACAGACACGCAGACAGAGAUGCACACAUAGCGGGCUGAUGACUGGUCUCCGCUGCGUGUGUGCAUCAUGUAGGUGCAUCGACGAUGGUGCCCGUGCUGGUGCUGCCUGACGGCAAGGUGCUAACGGACUCGUCAGACAUUCUCGACUUCAUCGCUGAGAAGCAUCCUGAGCUCAACCUCUACCCCGCUGAGCACAAGGAGGAGAUCAAGGCAUUCGAGAGGGUCAGCCAAUGAGCUUUUACAUGCGCUUGCACGCAGGCAGACGUAUCACUCACUGCAUGUGAUAGAUCGUGAACGAGAAGCUGGCGCCGGCAGUGCGGUCGAUGGCCUACACGAUAUAUGGCAAGGACGCAUCAGCCAAGAUCAAGAUAGCCCGGGUGUUCAUGUCGCACGGAUCCGUCGUCGAAAACAUGAUGGCGCCAUUCGUCCUCCCUGUGGUGCGCAGCACAUGCGCGCAAUUCCGGGACUGAUGAUUGCUGGAUGGCGUAUCCCCGUGUGUGGAUGUGUGUGCGUCCUGCAGAUGGCAGGCAUCAUGACAAAGGCGUUCGGUCUGUCGUGGGACAGGCUGGAUGAGUACCAGAAGGAGGUCAUGGAUGUCUUCACACUUGUCGAAAACAAACUCAGGUCCGCCCGCAAACCACUCACACAAUCACCGUGAGCGAUGGAUGGAUGGAUGGUUUCUCUGUGUGCGUGUGUGUGAAGCGACGGUCGGCAGUACCUCUUCGGAUCGUCCUUCACUGCUGCCGACCUGGUCAGUCACUGAGUGACACAGCACGCGACCAUCCAUCCAUCCAUCAAUCAAUCCAUCCAUCCAUCCGUGUGUCCAUUGCCUCACUCACCCGUUUCGUCCACAGACGUUCGCUGCCAUCGCAAACGUGCUUGUCGGCGUUCCCCAGAUGAGCGGCGUCUUCGGCCAGUCCGAGUCCUAUGACGCUUCGCCGCCAGAACUCGAGAAGAGAGUACGCACACACUCACAUAAACACACACACACACUCACACACACACAGAGCACAAGAUGCAUUCUCCUUUCUCUCUCUGUGUGUGUGCACGUGUCCGUCUGUUUGUUCAGAGAGGUCAGCUUCGGUCGACCAAGGCCGGGCAGCACUGUCUGAAGGUCUACGAGACUUGCCGGUUCCCCGAGAAGCACGGGGGCGACGGCAAGGUGCGCAUCAAGACCGGCAAGGUCAACAAGAUACUCGGCUACAGAUUCUGAUCCACCACACACUCAGACCGACCGACGAGGGUGCAUACGGGCA